Messenger RNA from Mauremys reevesii (Reeves's turtle), 1005 nucleotides. RefSeq lists its product as uncharacterized. The record is from RefSeq and is a predicted model, not a curated record. Lineage: Eukaryota; Metazoa; Chordata; Testudines; Geoemydidae. The transcript is spliced from 16 exons. The coding region runs from base 103 to 555 and encodes 150 amino acids.
AGCUUUUUAUGCACCUGACAUGGGGCAUGAAAGCAGCUCUAGCCACAUGCUCAGCUCUAGCCACAUGAGAACUGCCGGCCAAAUGAUUCCAACCUGGAGUGUAUGGGGUGGAUGAGCACCAUCAGUGGAAUGUGCAUAUGGACAAAACAUCUCUCUCCAGAAAACUUGGAGCAGAGAAUAAAAAAACUCAAGGAGGAAAAGGCACAACUCCAAGAGCAAAAGGAAAGGAAAGAAGAUUUUCCUGUAGCAGGGCAACUGCAGAGAGAAAUUGCCCAACUCAAGGAGGAAAAGGGGAACUUGGAGAAGAGAAUAAAAGAACUACAGGAGGAAGAGGAAAGGAAAGAAGAUCAUUCUGGAGCAGAGGAACUCCAGGAGGAAACUGCCCGACUCAAGGAGGAAAAGGGAGACUUGGAGAAGAGAAUAAAUGAAAUGAAGAAGGAAUUAGACUGGAGAAGGGCUCAGAACAAUUCAGAUGACAUCAGUCUUCAUGGAGUCAUGGCCCACCCCAACAUCUCCAUUGCUGACAAUAAGAAGAGUUUUACACAUGAAGCCUAACCUCAACAAGUUCCACCAAAUCCAGAGAGGUUCAAUUCGACCGUCUGUGUGUUGGGCUCUGAAGAAUUCUCCUCUGGAAAGCAGUACUGGGAAGUGGAGGUUGUGAGCAGCACUGACUGGGACCUGGAGAUGGCCAGAAAGUCAAUACAGAGAAAAGGAAAACUUUCCUUCUCCCCUAAAGAGGGAUUCUGGGCUAUGGGUCUGAGUGGGAGAGAUUAUUGGGCAAAAACAGACCCAUAGACCCGAGUCAUAGUGCAGAAAAAGCCUAAGUUACCAAGAGGGGCAGGUGACUUUUUUCAAUGUAACUGACAUGUCUGUGUUGUUUACAUUUCAUGAUUGUUCAUUCUCAGGAGAGGUUUAUCCAUUCUUUAAAUAUUCACACAAAGAAACAAAAAUGAGAACUUGUUAAAUUAAAGACACUGAUGCUGAUUUUAUACUGGUGUAACUGAA